Molecule: messenger RNA, 1024 nt
Organism: Plodia interpunctella (Indianmeal moth)
Lineage: Eukaryota; Metazoa; Arthropoda; Insecta; Lepidoptera; Pyralidae
Gene: GSTo1
Product: pyrimidodiazepine synthase
Exons: 5
Coding region: 178-945 (255 amino acids)
Biological process (GO): glutathione metabolic process
Cellular component (GO): cytoplasm
Molecular function (GO): glutathione transferase activity; glutathione dehydrogenase (ascorbate) activity
Source: RefSeq, a predicted model, not a curated record
GCUACGAAAAGGUCGUAGGCUAGCACGAAAUUAUUGUUACAUACCUACAACCUUUUUAAUUUCAAGACAAGUUUUCUGCUAAUUUAUGAAAGCAGAGGUUGUCAUUAAGAAUUAUAAUAUUCGUAUCACGGUGUAAUUUUUUUUUCAAUAGUGAGUAAAAGUGUACGGCCGAACACUAUGUCUGAGAAACAUUUGCAAACCGGUGAUGCGUUGCCGACUUAUCCUGGUAAACUGCGACUAUUUGCCAUGAGGUUCUGCCCUUAUGCAGAACGAUCUGUCCUUGUCCUUAAUGCUAAGAAACUGCCGUAUGAACUUGUGUUCAUCAACUUGGACCACAAACCAGAAUGGAUCUUUAAAUACAGCCCAAAGGGUACCGUGCCAGCACUUGAAUAUGAAGAGGGCAAAGCCAUAUUUGACAGCAACAUCAUAAAUGUAUAUUUGGAUGAGAAGUACCCUGACAUAUCCCUGCAGUCUGCAGAUCCUCUCCGCAGAGCUCAAGAUAAAAUGCUUGUGGAAAACUUUGCUUCUGCUCAGUCUGCAUAUUACACAGCAGCUUUCAAUUCACAAGCUCUUCAGCCUAGUAAUGUAGAGAACUAUCACAAAGGUUUAGAGCUCCUGCAAAAAGAGAUAGAAACACGUGGAACUAAGUUCCUGAAUGGAGAUGAGCCAGGAUUGGUGGACUAUACUCUGUGGCCGUUCUUGGAACGUUUUGAAGCCCUGCCGCUCCUUGGGAAAUCAGAAUUUGCAUUUGACAAGGACAAAUAUGCAGCAUUGAUUGCCUACAUGAACGUGAUGAAGAGCGCUCCGGCCGUGCAGGCCUACCGCCUGGCGCCGGAGACGCACGCAAAAUUCACCGAAUCCCGCGCCAAAGGAGACCCCGACUACAACAUGCUGGAUUCCAGCGACACUGUCUGCUGCAUGCGUCCAAGAAAGAAGAAGGAAUAAACUAUUAUACUAUGAUUUCUAUUUCCGUUGUCUCGAUGAAAUUGAGCCCAUAAAUUCUAAUAAACGAAAGUACAAUUUA